AGCCAAGAGUAUAUAUUCAUUUUAGCGAUUCCCUCCAUGCUUUCUCCUUGCUCACUGUAACUUGGCGUCUGGUUUGUACUUAUUAUAUAGAAAGAGGUGCUUAUCAUCCCUCCAUUAGGACAUCUCGGGCUGUUUUUGUGGACCGAUAAUCCAUCGCAACCCAGAAUAACUAUUAGAGAGCGGUAUGGAUAUGAAAAGAAGAAUUCACUUAGAACUGAGAAACAGAACACCGUCAGAUGUACGAGAACUGGUGUUGGACAACUGUAGGUCUAUUGAAGGAAAAAUAGAAGGCUUAACUUCAGAGUUUGUAAAUCUAGAGUUUCUCAGUCUAAUAAAUGUUGGAUUGAUGUCUGUCUCCAACCUCCCCAAGCUUCCAAAAUUAAAAAAGCUCGAGUUAAGUGAUAACAGAAUUUCAGGUGGACUUGAUGUAUUAGCAGAAAAGCUUCCCAACCUUACACAUCUCAACCUCAGUGGGAACAAGCUGAAAGAUAUCAGCACAUUGGAACCAUUGAAAAAAUUAGAGUUCUUAAAAAGCCUGGAUCUGUUUAAUUGUGAAGUAACAAACCUGAAUGACUACAGGGAAAGUGUCUUUGGCCUCCUUCCGCAACUGACCUAUCUUGAUGGCUAUGACCAGGAUGAUCGAGAAGCUCCGGACUCUGAUGCAGAGGCUGAUGGAGAUGGAGUAGAUGAUGAAGAAGAUGAUGAAGGUGCAGUAUUCGUUUAUUUCAAGAGACCGCAGUGUUGCAUUUGUAUUCCUCAAUUUGGAAGGAGAUCAGGGAGGGCAUUUAAUGGCUAG
Molecule: messenger RNA, 796 nt
Organism: Protopterus annectens (West African lungfish)
Lineage: Eukaryota; Metazoa; Chordata; Ceratodontiformes; Protopteridae
Product: acidic leucine-rich nuclear phosphoprotein 32 family member B-like
Exons: 4
Coding region: 185-796 (203 amino acids)
Biological process (GO): regulation of apoptotic process
Cellular component (GO): nucleus
Molecular function (GO): histone binding
Source: RefSeq, a predicted model, not a curated record